Sturnus vulgaris (Common starling) is the source of this 516-nucleotide messenger RNA. NCBI's taxonomy places the organism in Eukaryota, Metazoa, Chordata, Aves, Passeriformes, Sturnidae. The record is from RefSeq and is a predicted model, not a curated record.
AUGUCCAGAUGGUUCUUGACCAUCUCCAGUGAGGGAUAUUCCACACCGUCUCUGGGCAACGGCUUCCAGAGCCUGGUCACCCACACAGUAAAGAAGUUUUUCCUCGUAUUCAAGAGGAACUUCCCGUGCUUCCUUCUCACCCGGACAGAGCCAGGCAGCCACCCGGCCGAGAGAUCGCGGGCAGCGGUGCCGGUACGGGGCGGGGCUCCCGGCACGGGGCGGGGCCAUGGGCACGGGGCGGGGCCAUGGGCACGGGGCGGGGUCAUCAGCAAGGGGCGGGGCCAUCGGCACAGGGCGGGGUGCCGGUACGGGACGGGGCUCCCGGUACGGGGCGGGGCCAUCGGCACGGGGCGGGGCCAUGAGCACGGGGCGGGGCUCCCGGCACGGGGCGGGGCCAUGGGCAAGGGGCGGGGCCAUGGGCACGGGGCGGGGCUCUCGGUACGGGGCGGGGCUCCCGGCACGGGGCGGCCGGUCCGGUUCCCGCGGGGCGGGCGGGGCAGCGCUGGCCGCACGUAG